Messenger RNA from Melanotaenia boesemani (Boeseman's rainbowfish), 1941 nucleotides. It is a transcript of the gene nudc, whose product is annotated as nudC nuclear distribution protein. The transcript has 9 exons. The record is from RefSeq and is a predicted model, not a curated record. Gene Ontology annotation, biological process: protein folding. Gene Ontology annotation, cellular component: cytoplasm. NCBI's taxonomy places the organism in Eukaryota, Metazoa, Chordata, Actinopteri, Atheriniformes, Melanotaeniidae. The coding region runs from base 127 to 1122 and encodes 331 amino acids.
GGCGUGGUUUGUUACCAGGAAGUGCUUGCUGUGUAACUGUACUGGCCUUUCUAGAGCAACUUUUUUUGUUUUCUUUAGCUUUCAUCCGCGGCCAUCUCUCUCUUAGACCAUAUCUUCUUUUCAAAGAUGGGUGACGACGAAGAAAAGUAUGACGGGAUGCUUCUUGUUAUGGCCCAACAGCACGAAGGAGGGGUACAAGAGUUAGUAAACACGUUUUUUAGCUUUCUACGCCGCAAAACCGAUUUCUUCACAGGUGGUGACACAGGCGCUGCAGAGAAGCUGGUAAAGGAAGCCUUUGAUCACCACAGCAAGCAGGCACUAAAGGCCCACAAGGAUAAGCAGAUGAAACAUGAGAAGGAAAAGGAGAAAGCUGAAAGAGCGGCCAAGCUCGCAGAGGAGGAGAGGAAAAAGAAAAAUGAUGACGGACCGAGGAUUCAGGAACUGACAGAUGAAGAAGCAGAGAAACUUCAGUCUGAGCUCGACAAGAAAAAUAAAGAAGCGGAGAAAAUGAAGAAUCAAACAGCAGAAGCAGCUAAAACAUCUGAUAAAGAAAAAGGGUCUGACUCGGAAGGAGAGGAGGAUGAGAAGGAUAAAGAUAAACUGAAGCCUAACUCAGGAAAUGGAGCAGAUCUACCCAACUACAAGUGGACACAGACUCUGUCUGAAGUUGAUCUGGCUGUGCCUUUCGACGUGAAGUUCCGCAUCAAGAGCAGGGAUGUGGUGGUGGACAUCCAGCGACGCUCCAUCAAGGUCGGCCUGAAGGGACACCCUCCUGUUAUCGACAGCCAGCUCUACAACGAGGUGAAGGUGGAAGAGAGCUCCUGGCUCAUCGAUGAUGGAAAAGUGGUUACCGUCCACCUGGAGAAGAUUAAUAAAAUGGAGUGGUGGAGCAGGAUUGUAACCACAGAUCCAGAAAUGAACACCAAGAAGGUCUGUCCUGAGAACUCAAAGCUGUCAGACCUGGAUGGAGAAACUCGCGGGAUGGUGGAGAAGAUGAUGUAUGACCAGCGGCAGAAGUCAAUGGGCCUACCUACAUCCGAAGAGCAGAAGAAACAAGAUAUUCUUAAAAAGUUCAUGGCUCAGCAUCCAGAGAUGGAUUUCUCUAAAGCCAAAUUCAGCUGAGAGCUGCCGUCGGAUCCGUGCCCUGUAGCAUCAACAUGUUCACGGUUUGAUGUUUCUCCAUCAGAGCCAGCCUUGGACAUCAAAGAACUCCUCCAUCUUUUCCUAAAUGCACACGCCUUUUGUUUUGACCUACAUAUGUUAAGUGCUUCAGUUAUUGAUGUCUGAUCAAUGUUGGCGUCAUUCUUUCUUUGCGUGUAGUUCUCAUGUAAAGAUGUGUCUGGAUUUUUUUUAAUAAAUUAAUCUUAAAAACAAAGAUUGGAUUUUCUGCAGUCAGUUUAAGCUUUUAUCUUCCUGCUUUAGGUUUUUUUUUUUUUAUAGUGUGAUCCUGUAGGUCCUCUGUGUCACUGAGCAUCACUUUUAAUAUGUUUGAAUUAAAUUUAUCGGUUUAGAUGUAUUAAAUGAAAAGGGAAGGACAACAUCCACAGGCUGGAAAAGGUUUUAUUUUUCAGCCACAAGAGGGAAGCAAAGGGUUUUCCUUUGGGUCUAAUGGGAACGUUUUGGAUGUUUAACACUGCCUUAAAUAGUUUUGCUUGUAGCGCAGUGACAUGUUAAAUGUAAUGAACGAAUACUGAAGACUCAAGGCUGAUAAGUUUGAAUUCUAAUAUAAAUAGGACUAAACUGAAACAGUUACAUCAUCAAAUCCAAAGACUCAUCAGCUAGAUUAACGUGUAGUAAAUGUCUUUGGAAACAUUUUUUAAAUUCUAAAAAUAAAAAAUAUUGAAGGAUACCUGAGGAUUACAUAUUACAUGAAUGUGGAGCAUUUACGGACAGACAAUAAUUGCUGUUAAAAUUACUUUUGCAGUGAUAUUAAUUUUCGUG